Molecule: messenger RNA, 2041 nt
Organism: Ipomoea triloba (trilobed morning glory)
Lineage: Eukaryota; Viridiplantae; Streptophyta; Magnoliopsida; Solanales; Convolvulaceae
Product: indole-3-acetic acid-amido synthetase GH3.6-like
Exons: 3
Coding region: 62-1864 (600 amino acids)
Cellular component (GO): cytoplasm
Molecular function (GO): indole-3-acetic acid amido synthetase activity
Source: RefSeq, a predicted model, not a curated record
UACUAUUCAUCUUCUUCUUCUCCAUAUUCCCAAGAGAUAAUAUAACUUCUGUAUUGACGCCAUGCCUGAGGCUUUAGAAAGGUCCGCGGAUGAAAGAAAUCUGGAGGAAAGCAACAACAGGAUUCUCCAGUUCAUCGAAGACGUUACUAGUAACGCUGGGCAAGUUCAAGAAAGGGUUCUCAACGCCAUACUUUCUCGUAAUGCCGGCGUCGAAUACUUGCUCCGCCACGGCCUUAACGGGCGGACUGACAGAGAAACGUUCAAGAAGCUCGUCCCCGUCGUGACGUACGAGGAUGUCAAGCCUGAUAUUGAUCGUGUUGCUAAUGGUGAACCUUCUUCCAUCAUUUGUUCUCAACCCAUUUCCGAGUUCUUGACAAGCUCGGGAACUUCGCGGGGAGAGAGGAAGCUGAUGCCGACGAUAGAAGAAGAACUAGAAAGAAAGUCGUUGCUUUACAGCCUAUUAAUGCCGGUGAUGAACCAAUUUGUGCCGGAUUUGCACAAGGGGAAAGCCAUGUAUUUCCUGUUUGUUAAAGAAGAAGCCAGAACUCCAGGCGGACUUCUGGCACGGCCAGUUCUAACGAGCUAUCACAAAAGCUCUCAUUUCAAGGAAAGGUCAUAUGAUCCCUACACGGAUUACACCAGCCCCAACGAAACCAUUCUCUGCACCGAUUCAUUCCAAAGCAUGUACUCUCAGAUGCUCUGCGGCCUCUGGUAUGGCGACCAAGUUCUCCGCGUCGGCGCCAUCUUCGCCUCCGCCUUCAUCCGCGCCAUUCAUUUCCUGGAAAAGCACUGGCGGCUUCUCUGUCAUGAUAUCCGGACCGGAACGUUGAAUCCCAGAAUUACAGACCCUUCUGUGAGGGAAGCCGUGGCGAUAAUAUUGAAACCUAACCCGGAGCUCGCUGAGUUCAUUGAGAAAGAAUGCGGGAAAGAGUCGUGGAAAGGUAUUAUUCCGAGGAUAUGGCGUAAUACCAAGUACAUUGAAGUUAUAGUGACAGGUGCCAUGUCUCAGUACAUUCCUACUCUCAAUUAUUUUGGCAAUGAUCUUCCCCUCGUCUGUACCAUGUAUGCUUCUUCCGAGUGUUAUUUCGCUGUAAACCUUAAUCCUCUUUCCAAGCCCAGCGAGGUUGCUUAUACCAUCAUCCCUACCAUGGCGUAUUUCGAGUUCUUGCCCGUUUCUCGCGGAACCGGAGUGCCCGAAUCCAACCCGGUUGAACUUGUGGAUCUUGUAGAUGUUAAACUCGGGCAAGAAUAUGAGCUCGUCGUCACCACUUACGCAGGGUUGUAUCGUUAUCGUGUGGGUGACAUUCUCCGGGUCGCCGGAUUCAAGAACAACGCGCCGCAAUUUAACUUCGUGUGUCGGAAGAACGUCGCGCUCAGCAUAGACUCCGACAAAACGGACGAGGUAGAGCUACAUAACGCCGUCAAGAAUGCGUCCAACAUUCUUCUGCCGUUUGAUGCGUCGUUAAUAGAGUACACCAGCCAUGCAAACACGUCCACCAUCCCCGGACACUACGUCCUCUACUGGGAAAUCAGCCAGUCGUCGGAAAACCCAAUUCCUCCCUACAUUUUCGAGGACUGCUGCCUCGCCGUCGAAGAAUCGCUCAACAGCGUUUACCGGCAGUGCCGCGUCUACGACAAGUCCAUCGGGCCGCUGGAAAUCAGGAUAGUGGAGAACGGCACGUUCGAUAAGAUGAUGGACUACGCCAUCGCCAACGGCGGCUCGUCGAUUAAUCAGUACAAGGCGCCGCGCUGUGUGACGCACGCUCCGAUUGUGGAGCUUCUUGACUCGCGAGUUGUGUCAAAUUAUUUCAGUCCUAAACCUCCCAAAUGGGCUCCCGGUCAAAAGCAUUGGAACACAAACUAAAAUGGCCUGGAGACUUUACGGACCAUUAAUGUUGUCACUAAGCAUGGAUGUUAAAUUAUAUUCUACUGUUUUGUCUUCUACAAUUUGUCUUUCUGCAUCCUAUUAUUCUAGCUCUUGUAGCUUUGUAUGUCCUUAUCCAAAAAUAACCAAUAAGAAAAGCAUCAUUAUUUUACCAAA